AAAAAAGUGUCAUUCUAAAUAAAGAAAAAACGAAAGAAAAAAAAAGCGGAAUCAGCCGGAUUAAUAAAACCCUAAAUCCCUAUUUUUUUCCUGGAAUUCUGAGUAUUUUUUAAUUAAAAUCCGUUCGAACAUGGCUUCUUUAGAGAUCGAGGUGGUAUCAUCAGAAUCAGAACCAAAAACAACCCAACAACAAUACUCUACUCAACAAAUCCCUAUAAUCGACGUCUUCUCGGCCUCUGCUUAUGGAGAUUUUGAUAAACUGAGAAAAUUCGUGGAAGAAGAUGACGCCUCACUUGCAACACCUGACGGUAACAGCUAUUACGCCCUUCAGUGGGCUGCUCUUAACAACUUCUCAGAUAUUGCUCAAUACAUUAUCGAGCAUGGUGGAAAUGUGAAUGCAACUGACAACCACCAGCAGACAGCUUUGCACUGGGCUGCAGUUAGGGGUUCGAUUGCCGUGGCAGAUGUGCUCUUGCAAAAUGGAGCUCGAGUCGAAGCAGCUGAUCUCAAUGGUUAUCGUCCAGUUCAUAUUGCUGCACAAUAUGGGCAAACAUCUUUCUUAAAUCAUAUUGUUGCAAAAUAUCAGGCGGAAUAUGAUGCACCUGAUAACUGUGGGAGGUCGCCUCUUCAUUGGGCUGCAUAUAAGGGAUUUUCAGAUACAAUUAAAUUGCUUCUAUUUCGAGAUGCAUUUCAAGGGAGACAAGACAUUGAAGGUUGCACUCCAUUGCACUGGGCUGUACUGAGAGGAAAUGUGGAGUCGUGUGUGUUACUUGUGCAUGCAGGCACAAAGAAGGAAUUAGCGGUAAAAGAUAAAGCUGGAAACACCCCUCUUAAGCUUGCAUAUGAAAAAGGUCAUCAGCAGAUUGCCCGUUUCCUUUCUAAAGCAGAUAGAUCCAAUAGCAAACGAUUGGUGGACAGAAUUCGCAGUGGGAAGAUGGGGGAAGUUGGUUAUGCUCCUAUAUUGUUUUGCUUUGUCGUUGUUCUAAUUAUCCUCUUCAUCAACUCAGUACUUACUACUCCAAGUCUUCCUAAGGUAACUGCCAUUGUUGGACUUUGGGGAUGGAUUGGUGUUUCUCUAGGUAUUGCGUCAUUGAUUAUGUUCUACAGGUGUAGUAGCAAAGAUCCAGGCUAUAUAAAAAAAUUUAGAAGAUUGGAUGGCUAUGAAGAUACAGAGGAUCUGUUGCUGAAUGUUGAUCUGAACAACUCUUCACUGUGGACAGGGAAUUGGGAUCAGCUUUGCCCUACCUGCAAGAUAAUAAGACCUAUUCGUUCUAAGCACUGCCCUAUCUGUAAGCACUGCAUUGAACAGUUUGACCACCAUUGUCCAUGGAUAUCUAACUGUGUUGGGAAGAGAAACAAACGGGAUUUCUUUGUUUUCAUUUGCAUGGGAACUCUGACUUCAUUCAUUGGAGCAUUCAUUGCAGUUCAAAGGAUUUGGACAGUAAUACCUGCAUUGUCUGCUGGUAAAACAUGGAUUCAUCUUGUCAUUGAUCAUCAUCCUGGUAUUGUUGCAUUUCUCGUUUUGGAUGUCGUGCUUUUGAUUUCUGCUACGACUUUGACCAUAAUACAGGCAUUCCAGAUAGCUCGGAAUAUCACCACUAACGAAGUAUCAAAUGCUAUCCGCUACGGGUAUCUCCGUGGCCCUGAAGGACAGUUUCGGAACCCAUAUAAUCAUGGUUGCCAAAAGAAUUGUACAGAUCUCCUCAUUCGUGGCUACACAGACGAUGAAAUUGCUUGGCCUCCAUUACAAAGUGUUGCCAGUUAGAGAAACUACGGUUAGCUUGUGUUGUGUGUUCUUUUUUAAGUAGAUGUACACAUCCCAUCCCACUUGUUAAUAUACAAACCCUUUGCACAUUAUGACCAGAAGAAAAGGGGUAAAAAGAUACAAAAAGGAUUAUUCUUCGUACAGAAAUGAACCUCUUCUAUUUGCUUCCUGGUUAAAGGAAGAUAAAACAGAAGCUUGUUCGAUCUACAUUGCGUUCUUAAUCUUGUAUUCAUUACAGGAAAUAGAGUAGGAGAUAUGGUAAAGUUCAGUAAUUGAUGCGUCUGCACUUGCAACGUUUGCUCAUGGUUGGAGCUUUUGAAGGAUUUCAAAUGGAAGAAAAUAGAGUAGGAGAUAUGGUCGGCCAUUUUGCUGCCGUCCAGUUGCGUUUCAUAUUAUACACUUCAUUUAUAAUUUACUCUUUGUAAUUGGGAUGGAAUCACGGUUGCAACUUGCAAGUUGUGUAUUUAUUUUUGGAAAA
Messenger RNA from Hibiscus syriacus, 2243 nucleotides. Its product is annotated as probable protein S-acyltransferase 23. Gene Ontology annotation, molecular function: palmitoyltransferase activity; protein binding. Bases 131 to 1765 code for a protein of 544 amino acids. Gene Ontology annotation, cellular component: Golgi membrane. The record is from RefSeq and is a predicted model, not a curated record. Lineage: Eukaryota; Viridiplantae; Streptophyta; Magnoliopsida; Malvales; Malvaceae. Gene Ontology annotation, biological process: protein palmitoylation. The transcript is spliced from 13 exons.